Molecule: messenger RNA, 1680 nt
Organism: Synchiropus splendidus (mandarinfish)
Lineage: Eukaryota; Metazoa; Chordata; Actinopteri; Syngnathiformes; Callionymidae
Gene: nfatc2ip
Product: nuclear factor of activated T cells 2 interacting protein
Exons: 9
Coding region: 349-1350 (333 amino acids)
Biological process (GO): cytokine production; positive regulation of transcription by RNA polymerase II
Molecular function (GO): protein binding
Source: RefSeq, a predicted model, not a curated record
AUGUGGAGCCGAAGAUAAGAAGCAUUUUAGCGCUCAUUCAAAUCCUCACGAUUAUGUAAAAAAAGUUGAUUAGUUGAGAUCGAAAAAUAUGUUUUUGUAACCAAAGAGGAGUUGUUUUGUAUUAUCAAAUGUGAAAGUCGGCAUUCAGAUGGAAAACUGCGAACGAAGUGAAAAGAUCCCUAGGUUUAAUUGAAACAACUCACGCCUAAGAAUGACGUCAGGGACUGUAAAGACGAGCAACUUCAGCUUUGAUGACGAUUUCUUUUGCAGUUGUUGCGGGUGACGAAAGUGUCUGCAGUGUUGGCUCAAGGUGUCCACAGUUUAGUUACAGCUGCGGCGAUUCCUCCGAUGUCGACCAGCAGCAAUGUCCCUCCGCCCAAACGCAGACGCAUCCUGGAUCCGUCUACCGUGGUCCCGGUGCAGAUCUACUCCAACAAGGUUGGCAGGCGACUGCAGCUGAAGCUGCCGGCACCUGUCUUCAGCCACAUUGCGCCGAUAGAUGCAGACCAGGGUCCCUUGUUGCAUCCAUCAACCAAAGACGUUGCUGUGGUGAUCGAUUCGGAUGAGGAGGAUCUGCAGCUGAGAAGCCUCCAGACAAAGAGCCACGAGCCAGCGGCGGUGCACUGCCCGUCCCCGCCUUCUGAGAGUCCAGUCCAGAAACAAUCCACCAAGGUUAAGAAGAAGCUCAUUGAGAUCAACAGGAAGUUGGAGGCUUUCACGUCUUCUCCGCCUCCUGAGGUCAGGACCAGGACUCGUAGACAACAAAGACAACCGCGGUCCCCAACAGAGGAGGAGGAUGAUGACAUCAUCGUGGUGGGCUCCGGGACGCCUCCGAGCACGGAUGUACCCUUGCCACGUGAGAUCCCGCUGAAGAUCCGCAGCCGCACCAACGUGCAUAAAGUCCCGGUGCUGCCAACCACACCCCUCCGUGAUGUCAUCCAGCAACUGUCCAUCCUUCUGCAAGUUCCUGCUGUUCGUCUGCUGCUGCUCAGGAAGGAGGUGGAGCUUCCAGCCGACGCCACUGUGGCAGAUCUGGGGCUCAGCAUUGCUGACAUCAUUGAUUGUGUCAUCAUGGCAACAGAGAAAGGGAAAAGCAGCAGCUGCAGCAGCAUCAACAGCAGCGAUAGCAUCACCAUCCGCCUGCAGGGGAAUGACCGCAACUCCUUACAGGACUUCACCGUGCAUAGAGAUGCUCCUCUGGACUCUGUCUUCUCCCAGUAUGUGUCGUCUCUACCUGCUAAACUUCGCAAGAAGGUGCGUUUCCACUUGGAUGGUUCCAGAGUGAAAGGCAGCGCUACAGCAGCGGCGCUGGACCUGGAGGACGGCGACAUCAUCGAGGUGUGGACAUGAGACAGUUCUAUGAGACGGUUCUAAGUUCUAUGAAGAUCGGUUCUAAGUUUGAUGAAGAUGUUGUACAUCUGUACAUGUUUUUCAGAAACAAAAUGCAUAAUGUUCAUAAAGUUUUCAAGUCAAACAUGGCUUCUGUGCCAUUUCAGCUGUGUCUCUUUGGCUUUCACUUGUCCACAGCCACUCUAUGAGACGGUUCUAAGUUCUAUGAAGAUGUUGUACAGCUGUACAUGUUUUUCAGAAAUAAAAUGCAUAAUGUUCAUAAAAAAGUUUUCAAGUCAAACAUGGCUUCUGUGCCAUUUCAGCUGUGUCACUUUGGUUUUCUCUUGUCCA